Molecule: messenger RNA, 2691 nt
Organism: Penicillium brevicompactum
Lineage: Eukaryota; Fungi; Ascomycota; Eurotiomycetes; Eurotiales; Aspergillaceae
Exons: 1
Coding region: 1-2691 (896 amino acids)
Source: RefSeq, a predicted model, not a curated record
AUGUCUUCGAACGGGGCGUUGCCGCAGACUCUCAAGUCCAUCACCGCCACAAAGAUCAAGGAACUUUCAAAACAACGCGUUAUCUUCGAUCAACACAAAAGGGAAAUCCUCGCCACUGCCGGUGAAGCAAAGGAUCUACGCAGUCGCGCCCAAGUUCUACUUGAUGGAAUCUCACGCCUGAAGGGAUAUCCAAAGGAAUUGCUCGACAGAGAUGACAGCGACCUCGAUGCUGAUUCUGGAGCACUGGAUGCCAACGAUGUGAUCUCUGGGUCGGGGGCAGGGCGGCUGCAACAGAACGACCAUGCAAACAUUCGUCGGUUUCUUCUGCAGAGUCGAUAUGACUCCUCCAUCUCACAGUCAUCAAUCCAGGCACGGGUCACUCAGCUUGAAACAGAUUUGCGGUUCCUAGAGAUCAAGCAUGAGCACGGAGCCUUCUACAGCAACUUGGUUACCGAGUGGCUGUCGGAGCUGGAUGAAAGCACCUCUUCCAAUCCCGAGGAGUCUAGUGCUGACCCUUCGCCCGCCUCUGACUCAAGCUUUGAGCCCGUCGGCCGAGCUGAGAUGCAUGAACAACGGGCCACUUGGGAGUCCCUAGUCUUCAAUGCUGCCACCCAUGUCAACGAAGAUGCUAUCCACGCCUACCUUUCAGACCUAUUCACCAGGACCAAACUUUCCCGACAGGCUUUCACAAAACUUCAAGCCUCCAUCCAGGCCUUUGGUGCAUAUCAACUCUCGAGGGGAUCAUGGCUCGAUGUCGAUGAGCUCCAGUGGGUUUCCGAGGCGCUGCUGAAAGCCGACCUCCUCAACGACCAAAAGGCCGCCAUUCUGAAGGAGUUCAUGCGAAACAAAGAGGUUGCCCAAGAAGUGGCCGAUGUGCUCAACAUGCGCCUUGCCUCGCUUGAGAGCUGGACCUGGACAACCAACGGAAAAGGAAUUCCCCUGGAUAUGCGCCGUCAGCUAAAUGGGAAAUACCGCUUCUACAUGGACGAAGACCUUCUCGAUGCCCUCUUGCUCCAGUAUAUUGGAACCAAAUGGGCUGUGACACUGCGUGCUGCUUUCGUCGAUCUAUUGGAGUCUCGUGAGUGGAAGCCUUUACGUGAGGAUAUCGCCGAUGAGCACAUCAAUCGCCGGAAGCACAGUCUUGGUCGCGACGGCAUCAAGACUACCGACAAGAUCAACGAUCUGCGGAGACAGACUUAUGUCAAUGAUUACUUCAUGACUCAACUUCCUACCUCGGAAGAGGAAGGAGCGAAGCAAUACGACGAAGAUGGAAAUGGCGAGUCUAGCAAUCCUUUGGACACUAAGCACUCCCUCCUUCAUCUCUUGAUCACAGAAUCCAUCAUUCAUAAACAUCAGCAUGGUGAGUUCACUGCCAUCCGAUCGGACUUUGAAUGGUUUGGACCUUCCAUGCCCCAUAGCACUGUGCUAGCUGUCCUGAAGUUCUUCGGGGUUUCGGAAACCUGGCUCAACUUUUUCGCGGUUUUCUUGGAGGCCCCCCUCAAGUUCUCUCAAGAUGGCGGUGAUGGGCCGGUCCAAACUCGCAAGCGCGGUCUUCCCAUGAGCCACACCCUGGGUGAUUGUUUCGGAGAGGUCAUCCUAUUCUGCAUGGACUAUGCUGUCAAUCAGCGCACGGAUGGUGCUUUCCUCUACCGUCUCCAUGACGACUUCUGGUUUUGGGGCGCGGAGCAGACUUGUGGUAAGGCCUGGAAAGCUAUGAAACAAUUUUCUCAGGUCAUGGGCCUCAAAUUCAACGAGGAGAAAACUGGCACAGUACGCAUGGGAAAUGCUGACAGAAAGCAAGCGCCGGGGCUUCCAGGUGGCGAAAUUCGAUGGGGUUUCCUGGUCCUCGACGCUUCCCAAGAACGAUUCAUCAUCGACCAGGCUCAGGUUGACCAGCACAUCGAGGAACUUUCACGACAGCUUUCUUCCUGCAAGAGUGUGUUUGCCUGGGUGCAGGCGUGGAACAGCUACUUCGGUCGGUUCUUCACCAACAACUUCGCUAAACCUGCCGUUUGCUUUGGUCGCAGUCACAUCGACAUGGCGAUUUCCACGUUGCAACGUAUCGAACAAACACUGUUUAACAAGGAGAACUCGAAAGAGGGAGUGUCUGGCGUUACUGAGCAUCUCCGCGCCGUGAUUGCAGAGCGAUUCGAUAUCCACAACCUCCCUGAUGGCUUCUUCUACUACCCCGUCGAACUGGGCGGCCUGGGCCUUCUGAAUCCUUUCAUCCGACUCCUCGCGAUGCGUGAAAACAUCAAAACCACGCCUCGAAAGCUACUACAGACAGCCUCCUUGGAGGAGGAGAUAGCAUACGAGGCAGCAAAGGAAAAGUCCAAGAAAAAUGGCGACAAGGACUUCAUAUCUUUUGAAGAGUAUAGCCGGUACCCUGAGACCUAUAGCGUCCCCCUUAGGAACGUGUACAAGAAGCUCAACGAAGUGCCAGACGAGAAGAACGUGUCCUUGACAUUGGGCUUUGGCAGGGAAAAGGAUUCCCUCGGAUGUGAAAUUUCCGCAAAGACCUCUAUCAAUAAAGACUGGGAUACAAUGACACCGUACUGGCGCUGGGUGGCGGAGUUGUACUACGAAGAGAUGGUCCAGACUUACGGUGGCCUUGCCGCGGUUAACCGCGAGUUUAUGCCUCUUGGUGUGGUGAAGACCCUGCGUGAAGGUCGGUUCAGAUGGCAAGGCUGA